Messenger RNA from Paramecium primaurelia, 317 nucleotides. NCBI's taxonomy places the organism in Eukaryota, Ciliophora, Oligohymenophorea, Peniculida, Parameciidae. The record is from the annotation of a GenBank genome assembly.
AUUGAAUUGAUUAUGCCUUGUUUACUUGUGCUUAUAUUAGUCAACAAUUCAAAUAAAAUAAAAAUUAUUAGGAAUCAGAAUACUAUAUAUUAACAUAACACUAGUUUCAUUAAAAGUCCAUAAUUUGUCUAAUUGCAAAGGCUUCAAUUUGACUUGAAAAGAGAGUUUUAGUGACAGCCAUAGUCUUAUUAGAUAUAAGGCACUCAGAAGUUCCUAAUAGAAUUCAAUAUAGGAAACAUAAAGUCAUUAUAAUAACUAAUAAUACUAUCAUAGCUAUAAAACUCAUAAAGUACUUGCAUAUAUACAAUUUAUUAUUG